Varanus komodoensis (Komodo dragon) is the source of this 801-nucleotide messenger RNA. Its product is annotated as chymotrypsinogen B-like. The transcript is spliced from 7 exons. The coding region runs from base 1 to 801 and encodes 266 amino acids. NCBI's taxonomy places the organism in Eukaryota, Metazoa, Chordata, Lepidosauria, Squamata, Varanidae. Gene Ontology annotation, biological process: proteolysis. The record is from RefSeq and is a predicted model, not a curated record. Gene Ontology annotation, molecular function: serine-type endopeptidase activity.
AUGACUUUCUUUUUGGUGUUGUCCUGUCUUGUUGUCCUCAGCGCUGCGCAGGAGCCGACAUGUGGAACCCCUGCCAUCCCCCCCAUUGUCAGCGGCUACAGCCGCAUCGUCAACGGUGAGGAGGCGGUGCCUGGAUCGUGGCCCUGGCAGGUCUCCUUGCAGGACAGGACCGGGUGGCAUUUCUGCGGAGGGUCUUUGGUCCACAAACAGUGGGUGGUGACGGCUGCCCACUGUGGGGUCACGAGUUCCCACGUGGUUGUGCUUGGUGAACAUGACCGCAGCUCCCCCACGGAGAAGACGCAGAGGCUGCAAGUCGAGACGGUCUUCACCCACCCGAACUGGGACCCUGAGACUAUCAACAAUGACAUCGCCCUCAUAAAGUUGGCCACCCCUGCCGAGUGGAGCGAAACCGUGUCUCCCGUGUGCCUGACCAAGGCCGUCGACCUGUUCCAGAGCGGGGACCUUUGCGUCACCACUGGCUGGGGCAAGACUCGCUACAACGCUUUCACCACCCCCAGCAAACUGCAGCAAACGGCUCUGCCCCUGUUGUCCAAAGACCAGUGCAGCCGUGCCUGGCCCGGCAAGAUCACGGACGUCAUGAUCUGCGCCGGUGCAGCCGGAUCGUCUUCGUGCAUGGGUGAUUCCGGAGGGCCCCUCGUGUGCCAGAGGCAGGACGGUGCCUGGGAGCUGGUGGGCAUUGUGUCCUGGGGCAGCGGCCGGUGCUCCGUCUCCCUCCCAGCCAUUUAUGCUCGCGUCAGCCAGCUCCGUGACUGGGCGGUGGGAGUCAUGGCCAACAACUAG